This is a messenger RNA of Acanthosepion pharaonis, 2085 nucleotides long. The record is from the annotation of a GenBank genome assembly. Lineage: Eukaryota; Metazoa; Mollusca; Cephalopoda; Sepiida; Sepiidae.
AUGCUGCGUAAGGGCCGCGAGGUGCACCGGAUCUAUGUUGAUGUACACAAGGGGACCUCCUUCCUAGAGGACCAAUUUACACUAACAGAGUUUGGCAGGACAGUGCUGGAAAGUGGAGGGAUAAAAGCUGGCCGUGCCAAAAAUGUGGAACAAAUCGUUGUUGCCCGGGAAACUCUCUAUUGCAGCGGCUCUGCGACUUGUCGACGAGUGUGUGGAGGAUUUUCAGAAUGCACUCCAGAUUGUUCGAAAACCAAAGUCCGUGGCCACAAAUGUAACUACAGAGUGAAGAUGACCAUGCGGUUAGGGCAUGUAAACUCUUGGUUUGUGGAGGUAACCGGUGACCACAGUGGAGCUUAUUUCCGCUAUGAGGACAUGCUUUUGCAAAAGGGUGCCCCGCGCACUAGUCAGAAAAAAAUGCGGGCCACCCUGACUGAUCCAUCGUCUUUCUCUCUUCUUAAUCACCUCACACCAUCUCAGGAACAGAACUAUUUUUUAAUGAGUACCCCCAUAAAGUCAGAACCACCUGACACCACAGUGGAAGAGCUGCCUAGUCCUGUAUUCCAUGCCAAUGCCAUGGACUUCCAUAGCAGCACCCUCGAUGAGAAAAUUAGUCCCCAACAGGCUGCAAUGUCCUAUUGUAUGACAAGCAAUACUCAGGUAGUACCAGAUGAGCCAAGUGUGGCAGUUACACAAUCAAAUUAUACUGCUGUAAUGGAAGAGAUGUGGAAUAGCGCAAACAUUGACUCUAACAAGAAUGAUGAAGAGAAGGAUUUAGUUAGACGGGUACGACAACUGGAAGCGCACGUUUCCCAGUUGCGGAACAUAAUCCUCAAGAAUGAUGACAAGAAGGAGAAAAAGAAAGAUCGGAAAGCACGUCUCUUUGAUUUCUCCAAAUAUAAUACCAGACAUGUAGCUUUGAAGGUUGCCUAUCUGGGAUGGGACUAUCAUGGAUUUGCUGUGCAAGAAGACAAUGAGAAAACUAUUGAGGCAGCAUUAUUUGAGGCCUUGAUCAAAACCAAACUCGUAGAUUCACGGGAAAAUUCCAACUACCACCGGUGUGGUCGGACAGACAAAGGAGUCAGUGCUUUUUGUCAAGUGAUCUCCUUGGAUUUACGAACAUCACUUUUAGAGGGACCAGGUGUCAAAAUUCGCCAAAAUGGAACUGCUCAUGAAAGGCCAGGGGACAACAUGACUGAAAUCAAGUAUGUUCAUAUUCUCAAUAAAGUCCUUCCUCCAGAGAUUCGGGUUUUAGCUUGGGCUCCUGUUGACCCUUCCUUCAGUGCAAGGUUUAACUGCAAACGAAGGAAUUAUAAAUAUUUCUUUCCAGUUGGAAAUCUUGAUGUUCAAUUGAUGGCAGAGUCUAGUCAGAAACUUAUUGGAGAACAUGAUUUCCGAAAUUUCUGUAAAUUGGAUGUGUCAAAUGGGGUUGUGAGUUGCAGGAGGAAGAUUCUCUCAGUUGAUAUUAUGGUCGUAGAGCAAGGACCAAAUGGUUAUGAGAUAUGCGAAUUGUGUAUUGUUGGUCAGGCAUUUUUGUGGCAUCAAAUCCGUUGUAUUAUUGCUGUAUUAUUUCUCAUUGGAGAAGGCAAAGAAUCUCCUGAGAUUAUUGAUGAACUGCUGAACAUUGAGAAAAACCCUCGAAGACCUCAGUACAAUAUGGCUUCAGAACUUCCAUUGGUGCUGUAUGAUUGUCACUUUUCUGAAGAAGACUUGGACUGGGUCAUUGAAGCUGAUUGUCAUGAGGAAAAUAUCCGACACUUACAAAAGAUAUGGGCCCAACAUGCAAUCAAGGCAGCUAUGGUUAAGCAAAUGCUUGAAGGGUUAAAUAGCCAUAAAGUUGAAACAGACACUGACAUUGCUCCAUGGUGUGAGUUGAGUGAGCCAAUACUUGCCCAAAGUGAAUGGUUGACGCCAGGUUGCAAGCCUCGACAUUAUAAACCUUUAUUGCAAAGACAAACUUGUGAAAGCCUGGAAUCAAGAAUUGAACAUUAUUCCAAGAAAAGAAAACUUGCCGAUAAUCAAGAAUCAUCAUCUGGUUUUGCAGAGAUAGAUAGCAUUUGGUCAGCUAUUUUGGCUUCUUGUGGAUAG